Messenger RNA from Perkinsus marinus ATCC 50983, 309 nucleotides. RefSeq names its product amino acid transporter, putative. NCBI's taxonomy places the organism in Eukaryota, Perkinsozoa, Perkinsida, Perkinsidae. The record is from RefSeq and is a predicted model, not a curated record. The transcript has a single exon. Bases 1 to 309 code for a protein of 102 amino acids.
AUGCCCGAGAUCUACAUUGAGAUGAGCAAUAGGAGCCCUAAGAAGCUGCGCUCGGUCGCAGUCUGGUCUGCCGUUAUUUGCACUGCUGUUUACUUCAUUAUUGCCAUCUCGUUCCUUCUGGUUUUCGGUUCUGAUGCACGGAGUAGUGUCUUGCUUAACAUGGCUGAUUGGGUUCCCCAGGGUGAUGUUGUUGUCAUCAUUGGCUUCAUUUGGACGGGCAUUUCAUUCACUGGCACUUAUCCGUGUAUGGUGUAUCCUGUCUGUGUUGCCCUCAUCAACACCUUCCAACCAAAGCGUGCUGACUUCUGA